AUGGAACGUUUGGUGGGGACAAUCACUGAAUCCGUGACAUAUUUUUCAGUCGCCGCUUGGCUACUCGGCGAGCUCAAGAUCAUAAAUUCAGAGCUGGGACGACUGGCCCUAUCGGCGACAGCCGUAAGUGACUUGAGCAACUUAGUUCUAUGUGAAUUCUUUUCUUUGGUACGAUGUUGGGUUGUGUCACCGUCAUUGGCUGUGGGGCGGGCAGGAUCAACGAUCUUUUUCUUAGUUCUUCUUUUUGGUGUGGUUCGUCCGUGGAUGUUUUGGGUAAUUAGAACAACACCCGAAGGCUGGCCGGUCGAGGAAGUGUACAUUAUGAUCAUCGUGAUGUUAGCUUUAGCAUCUGGUAUGUUCACCCAUUGGCUCGAUCAUACUCCUUUACCCGGGGCUUUUCUCAUUGGUUUAGCUGUCCCCGACGGACCGCCACUAGGAUCUACCCUGGUAGAAAAGUUUGACUGUUUAGCCAAUGGUAUCUUUCUAGUAAUCUACGUAACCACUUCUGCGAUGAGAGUUCAUCCAAAGAAGAUGUUGGCUGAUCCGUCUGCAGUCAAAUUUACAUGCGUUUUUGUGAUUGCCACAUUCUUUGCCAAAUUUACAUCGUGUUUCGUAGCAUCUUGUUGGAGCAGGAUUCCAUUGAGAGACUACAUGGUUUUGUCAGAUGCAACUUUUAGUGUGUUGACCCUUUCCAUUCUAGUAAAUGCAACUAUAAUCCCAAUCCUGGUGAAGUAUCUCUACGACCCUGUUUUAAGAAAAUACGCAUGCUAUCAGCAAAGAAACAUAAUGCACUUAAAACCAGAUUCUGAGCUACGAGUUGUUGCAUGUGUUCAUAGAACUGAACAUGUCUCGGCCUUGGUCGAUGUGCUUGAUAUCGCAUGCCCUACGAAAGAGAGUCCUAAUGUUGUUUACGCCUUGCACCUGGUUGAACUAGUUGGUCGAGCCUCUCUGGUCUUCAUCGCUCACCAAAAGGACGGUAACCGAGUUGCCGGUUCCUUCCACCAUAUUGUUGCUUUCAAUAAUUAUGAGAAAAACAAUUGGGGAAUGGUCACAGUGAACGCAUUCACGGCAAUCUCUCCGAGUGAACUGAUCCAUGAGGAUGUAUGCACUCUAGCACUCGACAAGCAAGCAUCCUUCAUACUUCUUCCAUUCCAUAGAAAAUGA
Hibiscus syriacus is the source of this 1164-nucleotide messenger RNA. RefSeq names its product cation/H(+) antiporter 3-like. The transcript has 2 exons. Gene Ontology annotation, molecular function: antiporter activity. The coding region runs from base 1 to 1164 and encodes 387 amino acids. Gene Ontology annotation, cellular component: membrane; endomembrane system. The record is from RefSeq and is a predicted model, not a curated record. Lineage: Eukaryota; Viridiplantae; Streptophyta; Magnoliopsida; Malvales; Malvaceae. Gene Ontology annotation, biological process: proton transmembrane transport; regulation of pH.